GACCAGACCAAGCAAAGUAUCUCUCUCAUCCAUAUUGUUCUCAAUUCUCACUCUUCUUCACUACCUUUCCAAUCUCCGGCAACAGAAAUCCAUUUCUCCGGUAACAUGAGUUCCUCUUCUUCUUCAUCUUCAUUAACCUCCUUAAAGUUCACGGUUAAAAGGCGUGAACCUGAGCUGGUUUCACCGGCUAGACCUACACCCCAUGAAUUCAAGUAUCUAUCAGACAUUGAUGACCAAGAGGGUCUACGUUUCCAAAUUCCGGUGAUACAGUUUUACCGUAAUGAGCUGGCAAUGAAAGGACAAGAUCCGGUGAAGGUUAUAAGGAAGGCAAUAGCAGAAACUCUAGUAUUUUACUACCCAUUUGCUGGUAGACUCAGGGAAGGGUCUGGCCGGAAGCUGAUGGUGGAGUGCACCGGCGAAGGUGUUGUUUUUAUCGAGGCCGACGCCGAUGUUAGGCUGGAGGAGUUCGGUGAUGCACUUCAACCACCAUUCCCUUGCUUGGAGGAGCUCCUUUACGACGUUCCUGGAUCGGGUGGUGUUCUUGGUUGCCCUCUGCUACUCAUUCAGGUGACCCGUCUGAUGUGCGGUGGCUUCAUUUUCGCCCUCCGUUUGAAUCACACCAUGAGCGACGCAGCCGGUUUGGUUCAGUUCAUGUCUGCCGUGGGUGAAAUAGCACGUGGCGUACGUGUCCCCUCCGUACCACCCGUGUGGGAGAGGGAACUCCUAAGUGCAAGAGAUGCACCACGUGUCACAUUCUUGCACCGCGAGUACGAUGAGGUGCCCGAUACUAAGGGCACACUCAUCCCUCUUGAUGACAUGGCCCACCGAUCUUUCUUCUUCGGUCCCGCUGAGGUGGCUGCCUUACGUAAGCACGUGCCUCCCCACCUCCAGUCGUGUUCCACAUUUGAGGUGCUGACGGCGUGUCUUUGGAGAUGCCGCACCAUCGCUAUCCAACCUGACCCGGAAGAGGAUGUGCGUGUGAUAUGUAUAGUCAACGCACGUGCCAAGUUUGAACCGCCGUUGCCGGCCGGUUACUAUGGCAAUGCAUUUGCUUUUCCGGUGGCGAUAUCGCCGGCGGCGAAACUGUGUUAUAAUCCAUUAGGAUAUGCGUUGGAUCUGGUGAAGAAAGCGAAAGCGGAAGUGACAGAUGAAUACAUGAGAUCUUUGGCGGAUCUGAUGGUGAUGAAGGGAAGACCCCACUUUGCUGUGGUAAGGGCCUAUCUGGUUUCGGAUCUGGUACAUGCCGGGUUUGGAGAAGUGGAUUUCGGUUGGGGAAAUGCAGUAUAUGGUGGGGCAGCAAAGGGUGGUGUAGGGGCAAUUCCUGGGGUGGCUAGCUUCUACAUACCGUUCAGGAACCAUAAAGGAGAGGAUGGGAUUGUGGUGCCGGUUUGCUUACCUGGGCCGGCAAUGGAGAGGUUUGUGAUGGAGAUCGAAAGCAUGAUUAGGGAGCCUCCCAUGGAUCGGAGUCAGAAUACUAAGGCCACCUUCAUCGUAUCUGCUUUGUAAAUUAAUGUUCUAAAUCUCCAAAGAUGUGGCACAGCUAGGGCUUUUCUUCCUUUUCCUUUUUUCUUUUUCUGUUUUGGAUAGCCAUGUAUAUAAUUUGGUGUGAUGAUCAUGAUGACGAUGGAAAGUUGAGAGGGUUUUUUUUUUCAAUUGUCACCUUAGCUGCUUGUGGAAUUUUGGAUGUUAUUAUAUCUCUCCGAGUGAAAUAAAUUUGUCUUAAAACAA
This is a messenger RNA of Macadamia integrifolia, 1728 nucleotides long. Its product is annotated as benzyl alcohol O-benzoyltransferase. Lineage: Eukaryota; Viridiplantae; Streptophyta; Magnoliopsida; Proteales; Proteaceae. Gene Ontology annotation, molecular function: acyltransferase activity, transferring groups other than amino-acyl groups. The transcript is spliced from 2 exons. The coding region runs from base 106 to 1506 and encodes 466 amino acids. The record is from RefSeq and is a predicted model, not a curated record.